CUGGGCCCAGGGCUCCCGCUUCGCUCCGAGGAGGGGACGGGCGACGCCGAGCCCGCACCAGGCGACCGUUUUUUUUCUCCUUCCCCUCAGCGCUGGGCGACGUUCCCCGGGCCGGGCCCGAACCGCCGGGGAAAAUGUCCAGGCCUGUCAGGAACAGGAAGGUGGUCGAUUACUCCCAGUUUCAGGAAUCAGAUGAUGCUGAUGAAGAUUAUGGAAGAGAUUCAGGUCCCCCAUCCAAGAAAAUCCGUUCGUCUCCCCGGGAGGCUAAAAAUAAGAGGCGAUCUGGGAAGAAUUCUCAGGAGGACAGUGAGGAUUCAGAAGAAAAAGAUGUGAAGACUAAGAAAGAUGAUUCACACUCGGCAGAUGAAGAUUUUGGCAGUGAAGAUGAUGACUUAGGAGCAGAUGAUGGCAAAGCUGACAGUGACUAUGAGAGCUCUCAAAAAAGCAAAAAAGGAAAAAAGGCUAAACCAGAAAAGAAUAAGAGAGCAGCCUCCAAAUCCAGGAAAAGGCCUGCAGAGGACAGUGAAGACGAGAAAGAAGACCACAAAAAUGUGCGUCAGCAACGACAGGCAGCAUCCAAAGCAGCUUCUAAACAACGAGAGAUGCUUAUGGAUGAUGUGGGUAGUGAGGAGGAAGAACAAGAGGAUGAUGAGGCACAGUUCCAGGAGACAGAUUCAGGAAGCGAUGAAGACUUCCUCAUGGAAGAUGAUGAUGAUAGUGACUAUGGCAGUUCAAAAAAGAAAAAUAAAAAGGUCUCCAAGAAAUCCAAGCCAGAGAGGAAAGAAAAGAAAAUGCCAAAGCCCAGGCUAAAGGCUACAGUGACCCCCAGUCCAGUGAAAGGCAAAGGGAAGGCAGGCCGCCCCACAGCUUCCAAGGCAACAAAAGAAAAGACCCCAUCCCCCAAAGAAGAGGAUGAAGAGCCUGAAAGUCCCCCAGAAAAGAAAAAAUCAGCCAGCCCUCCACCAGAGAAGUCAGGGGAUGAGGGAUCUGAAGAUGAAGCACCCUCUGGUGAAGAUUAAAUGGCAGUUGAGGAAAUCUUUGUUUAAAAAAAAAAAAAGAAAAAAAAGAAAAAGGAAAAGAAAACAUACUUAGGGGUAGAACACGGUUUUGGCUGUGGCUUGACUCAUGGGCUUUGAAUGCUGUCUUUACUUUCAGCUGUUUAAUACAGUGUAUCCUUUUUUUAAUAAGAGGAAACCCUUAUACAGUAAUAUUUUGAAGUCAAUGUUCUCUGUUGGCCAUUCCGUUCUCCCUCCCCCACCAAAUCUGAAAGCCAUUUGAGACAAAUUAACAGACCAUUUAAAUAUAUAUUUUUUUCAAGGGAUACUGCAGUUGUGAAGCAAUAAGGUUUGAGACUGAUACGUGGAAACCAUACUUACAAAUCGUUAAGUAGAAUAGAUUUCCCAGUGCUGGUAAGAGUUCUUUAAAACUAUUAUUCUGUAUUUGAAUAUGUGGAAAAAAUGAACCUAUGCUUUAACAGACUUUUGUUGAUACAAGUUCACUCUCAGAAAAAAAUGUAGUUGAUACGAAUUCCAAUUGAGGAAGAGGAAACAUGGGAAGGAAACCUGUGUUUCUUGGAUUCAGGCAUGUUUUUCAUGGAAAGCAAUCAAGAGACUUGUAGAUGGUCCACUGUCUUUUAUUUAGAAAAGACCCUCCAAUUAGGAUGCGAGAUCUUUUGUCUUUGCUGGAUAGAAUACUAUUCUGCUUUAGGCAAAUUGCAGUUCAUUAUAUACAAAUUCAGAUAUACAACCUACAAGCUUCUCACAUCCAUUAACUCUAUUUUAUUUCUUCCAAGGUUGGCUAUAGAUGGGCAGAAUAGGGAAGAGAAAUUGAAAACAAUUUUUUAAACUCUGGUUUCCAUUUGGUAUUGUGGAAAAUGUCUUUAAAGUUUUUCCAAGGAGAAAAAUUAAUGGGUAGUGUAAAACUAAAUUCGUUAGCUUUUGGGUCAAGGGAUGUCCUUUUAUAAAUGUGAAGCAAAGGAUUCCUGUAAUGCUCUGGUCAGUCUCGGAUCCCAUGAGUCACGCUUAAGUGUUUCUCUUCUCUCCCUCCAUCUGUCCUCAGAAAGGCUAUGUAGUCAUACCUCUCAGCCUCUCCAGCUACAGUGUUGGACAGCAGACUUCCAUCGAUAGUGAACAUCACCACGAUACCACUUCCAUUUCUUCAUCCUUCCAUCCUACAGUGUGGGAGGCUUUGCUCCCACAUCGACGUGUCUGCUUCUAACUGUUGGUCAUCAUUCUGCUCCCUAAGCCUAAGAAGUGCUGAAUAGGGAACACUAUGAAAGGAUGAAGGUGGAAAGAAGUGGAGUUUGGAAGCAGUGUAGCAGGGCUGUCGUUUUAUAAUAAAAGCAGGAUGUCCCUCUAAAUGCAAGACACUUGAGAUGUGUGUGGUGGCAUUUUAAUGUGUUUUUAUCAAAGCAGCCAUAUCCUUUUUUUAAACUUUAAUUAAAGUACACAAGCCUUGGUUUUUCAAACCCUAAUACAGAGGUUGCUGCCAUGUUUGUUGGUGGAAAUAUUGAAAACUGGACCUGCCAUUUUUCUUUCUUUUUUUUUCUUAAACCCUUUGUGCUUUCUGUAUGUCGCUCACAGUUAUCUUAUAGCUGACAAGCUUUGCAUCUUGUUUUUUUGUCACAGAACUACACGUUUUGUAACCAGCCUCUUGAAGGUAACAUAAGGCAGCUAAUUAGUUGGAUUUCUGGUGCACAUGCUACCAGAUUUUUAAUCCUGUUUGGAUUUUAGAGAGCUUUUAGAUGUGAUACACUAAUACGACCAGGAAGGACACUUGGCUGAAUGGCAUAGGGAGCCUGAAGAUGCUGAGCACAGUGUGGAGCCUAAAAUGUGGAACGGUAAUGUAACAGCCAAGUGAUUGUCUUGUGUGAUUCAUAGCCAUGGAUUUUACUGAGGCUGGUAAAUUACUUUACCUUGGCUUAUAAAAAUUUAAGUUCUCUAACAUUCUUUACUAUAAUGAAACUACUGUUGCCGUUACAAUAAAGAUGAUCGGUGUUGCCAUUGUAAAUCUUUUUUUUUUUUUUUAAAGUGGUUUAAUUUUGCAGAACAGCUUAAGGCUGGAGUGAAGUAUCAGUCUUGAAAAAGAAGCGAACGUAAUCCCCUCUCCUCUCCCACACCUCUUCCCACCUUCCAGAUUUCUGGGAGAGCAGAGUCUCUUGCAUUCCCUCCACUCCUAGUCCAGUGCUUCUUGGGUAAUAUGGGAAAAUAAAUGGCCAAGUUUUAAAAAACAUUUGGAUUAAAUUUGGGGGUAGCAUACACUUUUGUAAAUGUCUGGUCCACAUAGUUGUUCCCCUUCAGUCCAGACUAUGUUUCAAGCUAUUCUUGUCUAUUGGGUUCUUAGGGUUUUUUUGGUAUUAAAAGGUACAAGGAUUACUUAAAUGUAGAAUACCUCUAGCUGAUUUGGUCAAACAGCUGUUUCUUUACCCGCUAGACCAGAUUUUUUCUGAAGAGUGUAUUUUGUAAGUUCCACUUAAAAUAUAUUUUUGGAUUUUUUUUCUAACACAGUUAACUAAAGUUAAGGCUGUGAAAAGUAUGUUUCCGUUGUUCUCAGUUCAGGUUUUGGACUGCAUUAUUUUAUGCCUGGCAAUUUUGGCCCUUUAUCUUACAAAACUGUUCUGCUUUCUCAUAUGUUCAUCUCUCAUGGCUCUUACAGGCUGCACGAUGCCUGUCUUUGAGUUUGUCACAACCCAAACACUAUGUAAAUCCUGUACUACUUCUGGGAUUUUGUAACUUUUUCUAUAUCUUACUGUUUUGCUGAUUUGUGCAAACACUAAGCCCUAAUGGUCUCUUGGUCACUCUGUUAGAAAUACAGCAGUUUACAUUUCUACAGACAGAAGAAAAUUGUGAAGGUUAAUACUUUUUUUUAGUACACAACAUUUUUCAGUAGUGGCAGGCUUAACAUUUUUAAAUGUCCUUUUUCAUUAAUUUGUAUUAAGCAUUCUGAUUUCUUGAAGGAAAGCUGUAAAAAUGCCUUUCUUUAGGAGUGUGAAUAGUUCUUCACGGAGCAGAAAGUUUCAUUCACGGAAGAAGGCUUUGAAAAGAUUGUCUUCUGUUACGCAGCUGUAGUUUUGGAGCCUUUGCAGAGAGGUAAAUGGAUUUAUUCCAAAGUUCAGUUAAUUUAGUGCCCUGCCCUGGUCUUACUCUUAAAAUGGUAGUUCAUAGCUAACUUCCAUUAUAUGUCCUUUCAUGCGUUCUGCUUCUGAAUCCACACCACCACAUCCAGUUUUGCAGUUACAUGCCAAUAGUACUGCCUUUAACUGGCCAUAAGGCUUGAUCGGUAAAAAUUUGCUAUUUCAGUUGGAAUGUCAUACUAAAGAUUAUUUGCUUCAGUUUCAGUUUGAUCAGCAUGAGAAUGCCAAACAUGCCAAGCUAAAUGGGUUUCAGAAUGGAUUGUGGGUGAGAGCAAGACUUAGAAAUGGGGCAGCGAAGAAGCUUUUAAUUUUGUUGUUUUAACUUCGUCAAAGCAGAAGAGUAUGUGGGGAGAGAAGCAGCACACCUUGGGUGACUUCUGCUAGGCAACCUCACCAAUGCCAGGUAACGGCUCUGAGCGUGCUCAGCUCCUGUGCCACCACAUGGCUACAUCCGCAGGUGAUGGACUACCAGGGCAGUGGCAGAAGAUGUGCUUGAAUUCCUUUUUUCCUUUUUUCCUUUUUUUUUUUUUUUUUUUCCCUUCCGCUGGUGAUGGUCACAAAGGUACAAUAGACAGAGGCACCCAGGUUAAGGAGGGAGGGAAGUAAACUGUAACAUGCUGGAAGCUUUUGAGCUGUAGAAACUGGUGCUUUGCUUUAUGUAAUUUGUUUGUGAAGUGUUUAUUUUUAUAACAGAUCAUAUUGUUGAACACAUGGUUCUUAAAAACUACAAACUGAUCCGUGAGUUAAAUGUUUGAGAAGUGGACGUUCAUCUGUUGGAGGAGGCAGGAUAUGAAAAUGUAAGCAGAUGAGAUAUUCAAAGGGACACUGUCACAAAAUAGUUGCUGGC
This is a messenger RNA of Gymnogyps californianus (California condor), 4979 nucleotides long. RefSeq names its product nuclear casein kinase and cyclin dependent kinase substrate 1 (gene NUCKS1). The transcript is spliced from 8 exons. The record is from RefSeq and is a predicted model, not a curated record. Gene Ontology annotation, molecular function: double-stranded DNA binding; single-stranded DNA binding. Gene Ontology annotation, cellular component: cytoplasm. Lineage: Eukaryota; Metazoa; Chordata; Aves; Accipitriformes; Cathartidae. Gene Ontology annotation, biological process: interstrand cross-link repair; double-strand break repair via homologous recombination. Bases 135 to 1019 code for a protein of 294 amino acids.